Eucalyptus grandis is the source of this 2848-nucleotide messenger RNA. Its product is annotated as G-type lectin S-receptor-like serine/threonine-protein kinase RKS1. NCBI's taxonomy places the organism in Eukaryota, Viridiplantae, Streptophyta, Magnoliopsida, Myrtales, Myrtaceae. Gene Ontology annotation, molecular function: protein serine/threonine kinase activity; ATP binding. Gene Ontology annotation, biological process: recognition of pollen; protein phosphorylation. The record is from RefSeq and is a predicted model, not a curated record.
CAUUGAAAAGUUUCUGGUUUAUUGAUUAUAAAGAGAAGACAUAUCUCUGCUUUCUUGCCUGAAACAUAAGCACGUUGCAUCCCCAUCAAAAUACAACAUGAACACUCAAACAGUGUCAUUACACUUCCUUUGUUUAUUUCUUCUCCUUCAUUUGAUUGAUUCUUUGGACACCCUUGUUCCAAACAAUCCCAUGAAAGAUGGUGAUGUCUUAGUCUCCCAAGCAAGAAAAUUUGCUCUCGGUUUCUUCAGCCCUGGUAAUUCCAGCUUGCGUUAUGUGGGGAUUUGGUACUAUGGACAACCGAAGCGAACUGUUGUUUGGGUUGCUAACAGAGAAAAACCUGUGAACGAUACUUCAGGAGUUCUUGCAUUUGAUCAUUAUGGAAAUUUAGUGAUCCGUGAAAACAAUGGGAGCUUGCCCAUUUGGUCAACCAAUGUUUCCUCUAUGACUUCAAAUAAUUCUGCUACUGCUCAGCUUUUGGAUUCAGGUAAUCUGGUUUUGAAUCAUGAUUUGAGCAAAGUGGUUAUUUGGCAGAGCUUUGAUUAUCCCACAGACACCUUUCUUCCGUCCAUGAAGCUUGGGUUGGACCGGAGAACUGGUUUGAACCGCUUCGUGACAUCUUGGAAAUCCAAAGACGAUCCAGCACCAGGCAGUUGUUCAUACAGGCUUGAACCAACAGGGUACCCAGAGUUUUUCCUUUACAAGGAUGGAGCUCCGUAUUGGCGGGGCGGACCAGUAACUGUUGGCGUUCUUAAGACAGCUUACGGUUUUAUCUAUAGUAAUGUCACAACUGUGAUUAAUGCGGAGGAGGUUACUGAUAUGUAUGGCAUCGUCGACGCAUCGGUCAUCUCUAGAACUGUGGUGCAUGAGUCAGGGUCAGUUAAGCACUUCAUAUGGCAUGAUGAAGAGCAGCGGUGGACCAUGUUUUUAUACUAUCCAAAGGAGCAGUGUGACUACUACGGCCAGUGUGGGUCUAAUGGCAACUGUGGUGCAAACAAUGCAGACCAGCUUGACUGCACAUGCCUGCCUGGAUUUGAGCCAAAGUCUCCAGGAGAUUGGUACUUAAGGGACGGAUCAGGCGGGUGCAAGAGGAGGCAAGGUGUGUCACUGUGUCAAAGUGGGGAAGGUUUCGUGAAGGUGAAACAGCUGAAGUUGCCAGACACUUCAACAGUGCAUGUCAACAUGAACCUGAGCUUGAAGGAGUGUGAGCAGGAAUGCUUGAGGGAUUGCAAUUGCACAGCCUAUUCGAGUGCAAAUGAAAGUAUGGGGGAAUAUGGAUGCCUCAAAUGGUAUGGAGAUUUAGUGGAUGCAAGAGCAUUUUCAGACUCGGGUCAAAAUUUAUAUGUGCGGGUCGAUGCAAUUGACCUAGCUCGCUAUAGGAAAAGGAGUACUCUUGUCAAGAAGGUGAUGGCGGCAACAGUGUCGGUAUCUGUACUGGUGUUGCUGCUCUUAGGCUGCCUUGUGUACUGCCUUCUGUUGAAGAGGAAAAGAGCAGAUAGAAGAGGGCGUAAUCAUCUGUUUAGUGUUACCACAAGCUCAACAUAUUUCGACCAAAUUCCAGGUCUGAAAGACCUAAAUAGCAAAGGUAGGCGAAAAACAGACUUGCCAGUCUUUGAUUUUGGAAGUGUAGCUGCAGCCACAAGCAAUUUUUCCUCUGCCAAUGAGCUCGGCCAAGGCGGUUUUGGAUCUGUAUAUAAGGGUGUGAUGAAUGACGGAACAGAAAUAGCGGUUAAAAGGCUCUCAAAAUAUUCCGGACAAGGAAAUGAAGAGUUCAAAAAUGAAGUCAUGUUAAUUGCCAAACUCCAACACCGGAAUCUGGUGAAAAUCUUAGGUUGCUGCAUUCAAGAAGAUGAAAAAUUGUUAAUUUAUGAGUAUCUACCCAAUAAAAGCUUGGAUUCAUUACUUUUUGAUGAAACAAAGAGAUCACUUCUGGAUUGGGGAAAAAGGUAUGCAAUCGCAUAUGGGGUAGCGGGACUCAUGUAUUUACAUCAGGAUUCAACCCUGAGGAUAAUCCACAGAGAUUUAAAAGUUAGCAAUGUCUUACUAGAUGUUGCAUUGAACCCCAAGAUUUCAGAUUUUGGGCUAGCGAGGAUUUGUGGAGGAGACCAAAUUGAAGGAAAAACGAAGCGCGUGGUUGGGACAUAUGGGUACAUGGCACCAGAGUAUGCUCUACAAGGCCGGUUUUCUACAAAAUCAGAUGUGUACAGUUAUGGAGUUUUGUUAUUAGAGAUCAUCACAGGCCAAAGAAACAGUGGGUGCUAUCAUAUGAAUCCCUUUUGCAAUUUAAUUGGCCAUGUAUGGGAGCUGUGGAAAGGAGGAAAAUGCAUGGACAUUGUGGACAAAUCAAUUGACAGGACACAUUCUAAGGAAAUGGUAUCGAGGUGCAUUCAAAUCGGUCUUCUGUGCGUGCAAAGAUAUGCGUCGGAUAGACCAACUAUGUCCACGGUGGUCUUCAUGUGGAAUGCUGAUGCGGUACUUCCAUCCCCGAAACAGCCUGCGUUCAUCGACGAGAGCACCCGCACUGGAGAUAUUCAGACAAGAUGUAGCAGAACAUGUUCCGUUAAUGGAGUUACAAUUACUGUUCUUGAAGCUCGUUAGUCACAUGCCACCACCAGUGAACUGCGUAAUCUACUCAACUUGAGAAAUUGAGAUACUUCCUGUAUUGGUAGAUAGAUGACACCUAAAGGCUAAUCGUGUCGUACAUGAGGUAAGUUGUAGUUCUGGUGCGUAUGAGAAAAGUUCAUAUGUAGAUUAGGUACAAUAGACUCCUGUUAAAAAUUUCCUUGAUCUAUUGAUUGAGCUCAAUCUUUGUCUCUUAAACAGAGACUUGUACAUGUAAAGUGCUGUUGC